GAUCCUAAGCCCGACAUCACAGACAUAGCCACACGUGACGCAGUCACGCACAUACCCACAUGUGACACAGUCACGGACAUACCCACAUGUUACACAGUCACGCACAUACCCACAUGUGAGGAUCCUAAGCCCGAAAUCACACAACCACCAGGCUCCGGUAACGCAGUCACAGACACACCCACAUGUGAGGAUCCGAAGCCCGAAAUCACACAACCACCAGGCUCCGGUAACGCAGUCACAGACACACCCACAUGUGAUCAUCCUCAGCCCGACAUCACAGACAUAACCACAUCCCACACUACCACGUGGCUGCGUUGGAUUGACCGCAACAAGCAUCUAUUGCGGGCGUGCACGACGCAGCCGUGGUUUAAUGCCCUCAAAUCGGAAUGGAAACAAUACCUGCGUGAGCACAUGGCGCAACACGAAGACAACGUAGUAUCCGCGCAGCGUGAAUUCGGUGCAGCGGCAACCCUGAAGAUAAACAAGCUUGACGCAUGGAAAGCAUGGGUAGCGCAACAACAUCGGCACAUGAGUAUGUAUAGUGAACAGGAGUGGUUUCAACACCUAUGGAGUAAUAUCGAGGAGACAGGAGUAGUCACAGAGGAAGACCGCAUGCCGGAACAGAUACGAAAGGUGCAAGGAGUGAGUCACAUACACACAGUAGAUGAAAAACCGACCACAUUUGUAACAGAACACGGGCCACCUGUAGAAAAAGGCUUACAAGUAGAACAAGCACUGGACGGCGGAUCAGCUUUGAAAGUGCGACAUUUACCACAACAGCAACUGCAUCAGCAACCUUACAUGAAAAAACCGUUAACCGCUCAAACAUGGAUAUUGAUCCUGGCAUUAGUCAUAGAACACUGCGAGGUCGAACGCAGUUUGCAGGAGAAGGAGUUAUAUGUGGAUGACGUAUUGGAGCAACUGUGA
Molecule: messenger RNA, 927 nt
Organism: Plasmodium fragile
Lineage: Eukaryota; Apicomplexa; Aconoidasida; Haemosporida; Plasmodiidae
Exons: 1
Source: RefSeq, a predicted model, not a curated record